AGAUGACAUCGCAUGCGUACGCACACGCCAACGCUCCACAAAAGCUGACUACUAAGCUCAUAAAUAUUAUUGUAGGGAAUUUGAAAGCGCAAAGUGUGUAUUAAAAAAAGCAUCAGCAAACAAAAUUUCAAACAAAACGCUUACAAUUAUGUUAAUGUGUAAAACGAAAAGUGUUAAAUUGUGAAAGUCAAAGACGACGAAGAAGAGGUGACAAAAAUCAGCGAAGCACACUAAAAAUUACCUUAAAGAACAAGCUCAACCGGAUACUAGUGAAAGAAGUGAUUACAACUGAAGUGAAUACGAUGAACGAAGUAGAAAGUAGUUAAAUAUAACAUUUGAGUCAGACUUUAAAUACUGACUGAACUAAGAAAUUCUAAAAAUCCAAAUCGUAAAUGCCGUGAAUUUCUUUAAUAAAGUGAAUAUUACACACGAAGAAAAGCAGAAAAACAGAACAAAAAGUAAUGCAGAAAAACCACAAACAACUGUCAAAGUGUACGCAUACAUAACAACAGCAGCACGAGAAAAAAUCUCUAAGCCCCCCAGAAGAAGGUUUGACAGCAGCAACGACGAUGGUGAGAACCACCAAUCCAAAGGAGGACAAGCCAACAGCAACAGCAAAAAGCACAUACAAUAAAUCAAUCAUAUUGCCAAAUUGGAUGGAACAACCGCAAGACAGCACCAAUAUGGCAUACAAUAAUAACAACAACAACAACAACAACAACAACAACCAAAGCAGCAAGCGAAACGAGAAGAGCAUCAAGAGCGAAAAUAGUCACACAACCGCCGCGGCUGAUGCUGCGAAUAACCACAAAUAUUGCGUACGAAAUCGGCACAGUAGGCCAACGCGAGCACUUAACCCAACAAACCAAAGACAAACACCGCUGCGUUUGUUGCUGCGUUGCUGUCACUUGUCCACCACAUUGCGUCCAAUGGCGCUGCUCAUCAUUAUCAUCCUGCUGUCGUUUGAAUAUGUGACGCCAACUAAAAUGGCAGACUUGUACGAGAGUACAACGCCAAUGCAAGCGAGUAUUAGUGGCAACAACCACGCGCUGGACGCCUCCAAGGAGAAGCUUAGCAACCCGGCGGCGGAGACGAAGACGUUGACGACAGAAGCGCCAAUUAAUACAACGAAUUGGCAAGAAUUUGAUGUGACCACAAAUCGCAGCUAUGGAUGGAGUAAUAAAAGUCAGACGGCCGGUGAUGCUAACAACUACAAUUAUGCUGGUCGCAGCAAUAAUGGUGGUGAUUCGAUUUUCUUGCGUUUCGCGCGUCGUUUCUCCACCGGCAAUGAAUUGUGGGAUGAUAUUAUACGCGGUUGCUAUUUGCAACCAAGCUUUAGUUGCUUCCAGAAAAAUGUCUUCACUUACUUGAGUGGCGCACUCGAUGCACAUGACGUAAAUAUAACGCAGCGCUUGAAAUUCUAUCGCAAUCAAGUGGACUAUGCGGACAUGCAACAUGAGCCGACGGAGGCGGCAGCAGCUAAGGAUGGCAGUGUGGAUGGUUCGGCGGAGGAGGGUGGGGCAGUAACUAUGUCACCGUUUGGAGAGGAGGAAAAUUUGCUUAGCAACGAGAUACCACACGACGAUGAAGGACGUGCGUCAAAAGCAAGAGACACACCUGACACAACAACCGAAACUCCAAUUGAAGAGGUCACCAAUGCGCUAUAUGGAAAAAGUGUGAAAUUUGCCAUGACACACGAUGUGGAAAUUAAAUUACCAGAAGUGAUGUUUGAUGGUGCAACAUUUCGUAUUUCACCACGAUCGUUCGAAGGCAACGGCAUUAUUGCCAAGUUGGAAUUGAUACCGAAACAGGAGGUGGAAGCACGUUUGGCUGGCAAAAUUAUAAUGAAAAAAAUACAGAAAUUUCUACGCAGUAAAUUAUUGCUAUCAUUUUUGGCGCUCGUGCUCAUUAUAAAAAUCAUCAAAAUCAAAUUGUUCUGGUUGUUGCCGUUGGUGAUUGGCGUUGGCGCCGCCAAAAAGUUAUUGCUCAAAUUCCUGCUCUUCCUCUUCCCAGCGCUAUCGCAUCUCUUCAAGCUAUGCUCAUACUAUCAACAAACAUAUCAUUCGACUAAAUAUCAUCAUCAUCAUCAUCUAAUCAACCAUCAUCACACGGUCGUUCCCGCUUGGCACGCGCCGGAACAUCAUUCAAUACCAGAAAUCAUUUAUACACAUCCACCAAAAGGACAUCCCUCUACGUAUUUACAUGGCGCACCAAUACAUGAGUCCUAUGGUCCUUAUUCGCUGGAGCAUAAUGAGGGUAAUUGGGAGAAUUCCGGCCCGGGUUUGGGUUCAGAUUAUGUUGGUGAAAUAAAUCGUGUUGCACAAGUCGAUGAAAACUCUUCUAAUUAUUUUAAACCAAAUGCCCAUAAUGAUGCCAAUGAGAUACUUGUUUGGGGUUUGGGCACAACACAGCCGACAAUUCCCCAACAACAACAGCACCACCAACAGCUACUUAAACAACAACAACAACAAUCACAACAAAGGUAUCGGCCAACAACACAGCAACAUCAGUCACAACAAACACCUACACAACAACAACGACCGCCAUCACUUGUACAGCAACAGAAAAUGCAAUUGCAACAGCAACAACAGCUAGUACAACAAAAACUGAAAACACAACAUAAACAACAACAAACACAUAACCUUCAAAAACCACACGCUACUAGUCAUAGUUUCAAUCCAUUUUUCAAUGGUGAAAAUAAUUCCAAACAGCAAAGCAUAUUCGCUACGAAAUUAAAAACUGCGACUCAAGCACAAUCCGCGCCAAAUCCAGUUUAUGCUGCCCCGCCACCCGCACCACACCAGCCACGGCCGCAGCAUCCGCAACAGCCAACAGCUGAGGCAUUAACCGCAGCCGCACAUAUUGCCGCUCAAUAUGAUCCGGCACGCAAUAGUCUCGCACAGCAACAACAAAAUCAGGAUCAACUUAAGCAGCAACAGUUACAGCAAUUACUACAACAAAAGCAACAAAUGUCGCCCGAAUUGGCAGCACAAAUAAAGGAAGCGCUACGCAUUCAAGCUGAGCAGCGUAUAAUCUCCCAACAACAGCAAAUACUGGAUAAACAACCAUUCGUACAGGACGGACAGCCAAUUAUGCCAAAGAACUAUGAUCCCUUUUACAGCCCGAUUUUACUAAAAAUUGAUAAAAUCGUUGAACAACUCGGUGUUACCGACGACCUCUGCAAAGAGCGACUCAUCUGCAGCAUGUAUAAGGAUCCAACACGUUACAGUCCACAUAGUAAUUUUGUUUCGUCGGAGUUGAGUCGCGACACGAGUGAAUUGCAGCCCGUAUCAAAUCCAAAUGGAGCCGUUGUGCGUUUCUAUCGUUUCAUACAAGCCGCCCGAGACGGACAGGAUCAAAGAGAUUGCCUACGUUUGUAUCCGCAAUGCAACAUUAAUACGGAAUGAGUUGGGUUCGUUCGGUGGCGUUGAAGUGGAAAUGUGAAUGACAUAAAAUCGAUAUGAAAUCAAGUGAAAGCUCAUGCUUAUGUACCUACAUACAUACAUAUUUACAUGUGUUUGUGUGCAUGUGCGUAUAGAGCGAAAAUGUUUCCAAUACAUUUCAGUCUGCAGCACUUAAGGCGGUUGGAAUAAAAAGAGUAUACCAAAACCAUAAAUCGACUAACGCGCUACCAACGACGAUGUUUAGUGAGCCUCCAACAGCAAAAAACAAGACAAAAAAGGAAGCCUGCAUAACGAAACGAAACCCCGCAGCGUUCAAUAGUCAUGGGAAUUUCGAUUUAAUAGUUCGUCUUUUGUUUCCUACUUUUCCCUUUGAUUUUGUAAAUAGGUUUAGUGCAUAAGUCGAUAAGUUCAUUUAUUUAUAUUUAUUUGUAUGUGUGUAUUAUUUAUUUGUUUAUUCAGUUCUUUUAGUAAAUUUGCGUGUGGGCAGUUAAAUAGCAUAUUUUAAGGCGUAAUCGCAGGCUCGCUUUGAUGCUGCUUUGUUGUAUGUUAUUUUAGAAAAUUGUGUAAAGUGAGAAAAUAUUUAAUUUAAUAUAAAACCAUUUAUAAUAUUCUUUAAUAUUUUAGUUGUAAUAUGGUUUUUUUAUAGGCGAUUAUCCAUACUUAGCCACCUGUAAGUGUGCAGCGAAAAAUGUUGCUUUAUAUUAUAUUAGAGUUGGCCUACUUACAGGUGCUGCUUAAAAAAUAAUUUUGAACGACGGAAAAUAUUUGAUAAAAAUUUGUUAAUUAUUACGCAGUGGAAUUUCAUAAAUUUUUUAUUAACAACAAAAAAAUUAUUUUAAUAUUUAAACUUUCUUCAUAUUUUGUGAUGCUACACGUGCAAGGUCUGCUCAAUAGAAAAGAUGAUUUAAAAAAAAGCAAAUGAACGAUGAUGAACGAAGAGUAUGUAUUAAAAUCAGCUUUAUGGAAUUAGUGCUAGAAAUUUUGACCGUUGCAUUCGGUAAGUCCACUUUGUCUCAAAAAGGCGUUCAUAAGUUGUACAAGAGCUUUACAGAAGGCUAUGUAGAUGAUGAUGACGAUGAGUGUCCGGGAGUUGCAACCACAUCGAAGCAGUGAAAAAAAUAGUUUGGCAAAUCGGAAAUCAAAUUACUAUUUGGGGAGUUAUAGGUGGUAUUGGCAUCACAAUCGGCUCAUGUCAUGCACUUUUAUCGAGUGUUUUAGACAUGAAACGGUAAUUCAGAAAUAAAAUAAGUUAUUGAAUGACACCAAUGUUGAUUCAGUUUUGCUCGAAAGGGUCAUAACUGGUGACGAAACGUAGGUGUAAGAUCAUAACAUCAAAAGCUAGACCAAAUCAUCCCAAUGGAAGCAGCCAGCUGAAUCCAGACCAGCAUUAUCUGUUAACGACUUAACAUUAGCUGUUAGCGAUUUAACAUUAUCUGUUAACGAUUUAA
This is a messenger RNA of Ceratitis capitata (Mediterranean fruit fly), 4852 nucleotides long. RefSeq lists its product as uncharacterized. NCBI's taxonomy places the organism in Eukaryota, Metazoa, Arthropoda, Insecta, Diptera, Tephritidae. The transcript has 10 exons. Bases 570 to 3407 code for a protein of 945 amino acids. The record is from RefSeq and is a predicted model, not a curated record.